Molecule: messenger RNA, 467 nt
Organism: Drosophila montana
Lineage: Eukaryota; Metazoa; Arthropoda; Insecta; Diptera; Drosophilidae
Gene: VhaM9.7-d
Product: Vacuolar H[+] ATPase M9.7 subunit d
Exons: 1
Coding region: 51-317 (88 amino acids)
Biological process (GO): proton transmembrane transport
Cellular component (GO): proton-transporting V-type ATPase, V0 domain; plasma membrane proton-transporting V-type ATPase complex
Molecular function (GO): proton-transporting ATPase activity, rotational mechanism
Source: RefSeq, a predicted model, not a curated record
GGAAACUUGUCAAAACAUUCUAUACAAUACAAAUAUGAAUCAUUCUAAAAAUGAACAAAAAUAUUAGUCUUAUAUUAUUUACCAUCUUUUGGGUCUUAUUCGGCGUAAUUGGCUGGAUAGUGGCUGUAUGUUUUAAGGAGCGGACCCUUAUACGAUGUUGCAUCUUACUAACCGCCGUCUGUUGCUGGCUUGUCUGGCUGAUUACCUUCCUAAUGCAGAUGAAUCCCCUGGUUGGGCCACGCGUUGGUCAAUUAAAUAUUUUGGCAAUGAUAUCAUACUGGGAUAACUCGUACAUGCACAAUGAACCGGACCCAUAGCCAAGCGCAAUUUCCGGCAAUGUUUUCCUCCGGGCGAAUAUCAGGUUAAAGUGUCUUUCAAUGUAGUUAUAAUGCAGAUAAUAAUAAUUUCAUGUAAAUGAUAUUAGUGCCUCGUUGUGUUAAUAUCAACAUAUACACUGCUGAACUCUU